CGUCCACAACCAUUUGAACCAUUUAAUAUAGUGCGGAACAUGAAAAGCGAAGGCCACUAGAACUUCACGAAAGCAACUGUCGCAUUUCCAAUACGAACGUUUUCUAUCCUCCUGAUCUGAAAACACACCUAACCAAAAGAAUGGAUCAUGCCCACGGUUCUCAUCAUUCACCGGCCCAUGCUGGUAUGCAGUCAAGCGAUCAUUCCAUGGACAUGAAAAUGUAUUUCAAUACUGAUAUGCAUUAUACAUUGUUGUUUUCAUCCUGGAUUAUCGAUACAGUUGGAAAGGCGAUUGUAGCAUGUCUUGGCUCUUUCAUAUUCGCUGUCAUAUAUGAGGCCCUAGAAACAUUACGACAUAAAUUGCUUUUACGGGCAGCAUGUAACAAUCAGUGUGAACGUGCUGGAAAUUCCUACGGUGGUCCAUCAUGUCCAGGUUGUCCAAAUCAGUCGGAUUCCAAUUCCAACAAAGGAUAUCUUAAUCCCGUUGAAUCAAAUGAAGAAGUUCAUGUUAACGUUCUUUCGAAUUCUUACCGUGAAAAACUUCGUUCCUAUUGUUCAAGUUAUCAUCUUAUUCAAACUAUGUUACAUUUGGUACAUGCAUUUAUGGGCUAUAUUCUUAUGUUGAUUGUAAUGACGUACAAUGUCUAUUUGUUAUUGGCUGUUCUAUUCGGUUUCACACUUGGCUACUUUUUAUUCGCACGAAAUCGAGCUCUUCUAGUCCGAUCACAUAACUGUUGUCAUUAGACAAUGAGCGCAUAGUUAUUUGUGUAUUGGUCAGUGAAUUAGUCCAAGCUUCGGAUUUAUUUGAAGAUAAUCAAAUUACUUCGUGAUACACUGUUCAGAUACAUUUUAGAUCUCUUUGUGUUCUUCCUGUUUGUGUUACUAUUGUUGUUCCUGUGUUGGUUAUUCUUAUUUUUUCCACAUUUUUCCCUACCUUCAUUUUUUAUCACCAUUUUUUUAAUCACCAUGUCUAGAUUUUGUGAAUGUCCAAUAUACAACAAUAUAUGUUGUUUGUAAAGAUCUUUAUUAAAAUCAAGUAGCGUAUGUGUGGUUUUGACUGUUUUGUUUGUAAUUUUUGUGUUACCUAUCCUCAAUCAUUUCUUCUACCACGCUUUAUGUACACUAGACAAUUUUACUUAGGGUUUGUUGAUUCUCCCCGAACUUUAUUAUUAAUAAAAUAUUUGUGAUUCGUGCUCAAGACGUAUUUCAAUAAUACCUUUUAGCUAUUGUGAUGUGAUCAUGUUUUACUAUUUUGAUGAUUAUGGUGAUCAGUCAUCUGAACUAUAAGUUACUAUUCGUAGUUCAUUAGUUAAGUAUAUCUUGUCAGUUUUGUUCUUUCAUGUUCCUUUUUUGUGGAGAUUUUAAAAACAGAAGUUUAUUCUACAUUCUUUAUAAUUUCAAAAGUUAUGCCUUUUCUUUUUUGUAAUAUGUCAGUGAAAUUCAAUAUGAUUUAAAAUAAACAGUUACUUACCAUA
Molecule: messenger RNA, 1474 nt
Organism: Schistosoma spindalis
Lineage: Eukaryota; Metazoa; Platyhelminthes; Trematoda; Strigeidida; Schistosomatidae
Source: the annotation of a GenBank genome assembly